Molecule: messenger RNA, 805 nt
Organism: Achroia grisella
Lineage: Eukaryota; Metazoa; Arthropoda; Insecta; Lepidoptera; Pyralidae
Product: forkhead box protein L2-like
Exons: 4
Coding region: 1-660 (219 amino acids)
Biological process (GO): regulation of DNA-templated transcription
Cellular component (GO): nucleus
Molecular function (GO): DNA-binding transcription factor activity; cis-regulatory region sequence-specific DNA binding
Source: RefSeq, a predicted model, not a curated record
AUGCCAGGGAAGUGUGACAAGUCGAAAUGGCGACGCAGAAAAUGGUCAAAGUCUGCCGACGACGACAACGACUGCGCGAGCCUCGCCUGGCUACUAAACUUUCGGUUGGACGAGUUCGUCAACGUCAAAGUCCCUGAUGAACCGGUUAUGAGGGAGCCGACUGUGCUGGUUCCUGAUACUCCACCGGCGCCUCGGAAACCUCCGUACACGUACCCUGAGCUGAUAGAACGAGCGUUGCGGGAGAAGGGGGAAUUGACGGUGUCUGCAAUUUAUCAAUGGAUAUCGGAUCGUUUCCCUUACUACAAAGCGAAUGACGAGCGUUGGAAAAAUUCUGUGCGACACAACUUAUCAAUAAAUCCCCAUUUCCGAAAAGGCGCUAGAGCAUCCCAAGGUGCUGGUCACCUCUGGUCGUUAGCUGCUAAUGCUAUAGAUCUGUUACCAUUGAGAAAUCAAUCUGAGGAGGAUCGGACGAAGGUGACGUCACAUCCGCUGCAUGAGACUGUUCUUACAUGUCCAAAGGUGAUAGUACUGGAUGAAGCUGCCAUUGCAGCUGCAAGCAUCAUCACUGACCAAGAUUUGUUCUCUGGUGGUACACUGUUCCUGAAUCCAGUGUCAACGGAGCAAGUGGUCCGUGAAUGCGGACUCAUCACCGUCGACUAAUGUCUUCAUUUGUGUCAACAUUAAGUAAAAAUUGCUGAGAUUAUAUCUUUUAAAUAAGUGUGACAUUUGCGAAAUAACGAGAUACGAUCAUUUUAUAUCUUCAUAACGUUUAUGUAUGAAGACAACAACGGGUUGUAUAAGAAUA